GUGUAGUGUUUGGUAAACUUCCUGAUAACAUAUUUCCAGCUCGUAUUUCUUGUAAACACGGCGUACGGCUAGACACACAGAAGUCUCUUCGCUAAUACAGUUAAAAUUUGUGUCACCGGUUGUUGUUAAAGCCAUAGCGUCGCUCAGUUUGGGGCGUUUAUCGCGUCCAAACGAGCUGCGACGCUUUUCCGUACAUAAGGCUCCCUGCGGAAUGACAGCUGUCAGCUAACAGCUAGCCAGCUAACGGUCAGCCAGAACUCCUUAGCCAGAGCGCCGAGUCUGUCAGCCGUGGAAAGUAGUGACACUCUCAUGGUGGUCUCAGUUCAAUGGGGAACUGUCUGUUUUCACAAGGUGCGGAUGACCUGUCGCUGCUGAACGACUCCGAGGGGGGCAGCCUGCCCGGAGAGCCCCCGCCGCCCUACCAGGAGCAGCCUGGGUCUCAGGAGCGCACUCAGCCUGUGCCAGUGUACCACCCCACCCCGGGUGAGAGCCGUCUGGCCAGUCAGCUGACUGAGGAGGAGCAAGUUCGCAUCGCGCAGCGCAUAGGACUCAUCCAGCAUCUUCCCAAAGGCAUCUUUGACCCUGGCUCUGACCCCUCUGAGAAGAAAGUGAAAGAAUGUGUGAUCUGCAUGAUGGAUUUUGAAUAUGGUGACCCCAUCCGGUUCUUGCCCUGCCUUCACAUCUACCACGUGGACUGCAUCGACCCAUGGCUGAUGCGUUCCUUCACCUGCCCAUCCUGCAUGGAGCCAGUAGAUGCAGCCCUGCUGUCCACUUAUGAAACCAACUGAGCGGCCCCCGGUGGCUGCUUCUGCCUAAAAGUAACUGCACCUUUUUUUAGCCUAAACUGUCAUAGCUGUUCCAACAGGUAGAUGAGGUGAUGUGGCGUUAUGCAGAUGUUUGUUGGGUGCUUGAUCAUACACACAAGUAAACAACUGUGUCUUAUGGCACAUUGUUUAGGUCUGAAAUGCGCCUAGUCUGAGUUGGAAAGCCUGCUUUGGCAGAAGGAAGACGUGCCAAAUAAAGCAAACGAAAAAGCUGUACAAGUAGCAAAAUAUUACUGCAAAGUAAUUUCACUUUCAUAUGACUAAUAGUUAUGAUUUUUCAGUCAGUGUAAUUUGCAUCCCCUUUUAAGAUGUUUGAUGUGCAAUAUGUUAUGUUAAUGGAGGAAAUGCAAAUUUGUCCUGGUCAGGUGGGAAUUAUUGUCAGAAUUUCCAGUGAACACAUGAAGUGAAGUAACUACCAAGUGAACUUGUGGUCUUGAAUGUCGCAGAAACACAACGCUCUCUACUGACAAGCAGUCGUCAGUAUACAUAAAGCUUCGAUGAUAUUUUCCUGAAUGAAGGCGUGCUGUUUCACAUCUGGAGCUCCACGAGAUAAAAUUGUGUUAUUUCAAGCUUUUGAGCAUAUUUUGAAGAUUACUUCAGUUUUAUUUUAGCUGCUUUUAUAUGUGAAUGUUUCUGUUGCUUUCGCUUUGCCUUGGGUUUGUGCUCUCUGUUAUGUUAAAACAAAAAUAAAUAAGCCCUUAGUGUGUCCUUUAAAGUCAGUAACAAAGACACAAUAUACUGUGCAAUCACCCUUAAAGCACCUUGAGAUAAGAUGUCUGUCACCCGAGACUGUGUAGCUUGUAGAUUUCGAUAACGGUGUUUUUCUCUCUCUGUGUGUAUAUGUGCAUUUUGAGGAGAUGUUGGGUAGAGAUCAUCAUGUCAAGGUAACCUUGUGAACUAAUCUCAUCAGUUGUCAAAUGUAGUUACCUCUCCUUUUCUAGUUUGAAGCUUUUGGAUUGUGUGUCGAAGGCCUUCUAAAUGAGCACGUAUGCAUUUCCAAAGCUUCUAAGUCUGGUAACAGAAGAUGAUUUUAUGCUUUUGGUGUUGGACGUGUACGGUCUGUUAUGACUGUGUAAUGCACAAAGCAGUGAAAUGGCAGCAACAGAGUCUACAGCAGUAGAAAGGAAUGUAUCUUUAAUGUAAAGCAUGAUUUCAGCUUUUAAAGAUUUGGACAAUAUGACUGUAAGAGGAAAUUUGUGAUUUACUGUGCACAUACUGUGCCUUUUUAAGGUCGAUGUAAGCCAAUUUCCUGUGAAGUACAAUCAUUUCUGACAUUUUGUUUUUCUUUAGUUGUCCUCUAGGAGGAGGCAGAUACCAGCAAUGUAGUGAUUUGUGUCACAGUGGAACAGGUCUAGGAUGAAGCCAGAAAUGUGAUCUGGCUGCCGUUAACAAUCAACAGUCAUUCUGUCUUUUAAUUUGUAACUUGUGCUUCAAGUGCACGGGUUUUAGGAAAUCCAUGAAACCACAAUAAAAGUGGAUACCA
Molecule: messenger RNA, 2307 nt
Organism: Archocentrus centrarchus (flier cichlid)
Lineage: Eukaryota; Metazoa; Chordata; Actinopteri; Cichliformes; Cichlidae
Gene: rnf11a
Product: ring finger protein 11a
Exons: 3
Coding region: 327-788 (153 amino acids)
Biological process (GO): ubiquitin-dependent protein catabolic process
Cellular component (GO): ubiquitin ligase complex
Molecular function (GO): ubiquitin protein ligase activity
Source: RefSeq, a predicted model, not a curated record